Messenger RNA from Ochotona curzoniae (black-lipped pika), 6321 nucleotides. RefSeq names its product BCL6 corepressor (gene BCOR). Gene Ontology annotation, cellular component: nucleus. The coding region runs from base 222 to 5417 and encodes 1731 amino acids. Gene Ontology annotation, molecular function: protein binding; transcription corepressor activity. The transcript is spliced from 15 exons. The record is from RefSeq and is a predicted model, not a curated record. Lineage: Eukaryota; Metazoa; Chordata; Mammalia; Lagomorpha; Ochotonidae. Gene Ontology annotation, biological process: negative regulation of transcription by RNA polymerase II.
CCCAGCUCCUUCUUCGCUCGUUACCGUCGCCCCCCCCACAACCUCCGAACCCCGCACACUUCUCCCUCACCCGCUCCACCUCCCCGCCUCGACUCCGCUGGGUGGCGGGGGGUGCGGAAACUUCAAAGCGCCGGAUCACAGGCUCCUUGACUGCUCCUCGACUGGGAAUUUCAGACUAGACGCUUAACACUUAACGCAAACCUGUUCUCCAAGAAGACGACAUGCUCUCGGCAACCCCCCUGUAUGCGAACGUUCACAGCUGGAUGAGUAGCGAGAGGGUCCGCAUGUGCGGGACCAGCGAAGACAGGAAAAUUCCUGUGAAUGAUGGUGACACUUCAAAAGGCAGAUUGGAACUGAGGGAAGAGAAUCCCUUGAACCACAACGUGGUGGAUGCAAGUCCCGCCCAUCGCAUCGAUGGCCUGGCUGCACUGAGCAUGGACCGUGCCGGCCUGCUCCGGGAAGGGCUCCGAGUGCCCGGGAACAUUGUUUAUUCGAGCUUGUGUGGACUGGGCUCAGACAAGGGCCGCGAGGCUGCCACAAGCUCCUUAGGUGGCCUGGCUUUCUCUUCGGAAAGGAACCCAGAAAUGCAAUUCAAACCCAAUACGCCCGAGACUGUGGAGGCCGCUGCAGCCGCCGCUGCCGCCGCCGCCGCCGCUGCUGCCGCUGCCGCUGCAGCCGGGAAGCCCCCCAAUGGCUUUAGUGCUAUAUAUAAAACGCCAUCUGGGAUCCAAAAAAGUGCUGUCGCCAGCGCAGAGACGCUAGGCUUGGACAGGCCUGCCAGCGACAAACAGAGCCCACUCAACAUCAAUGGUGCUAGUUACCUACGGCUGCCCUGGGUCAAUCCUUACAUGGAGGGGGCCACGCCAGCCAUCUACCCUUUCCUUGAUUCGCCAAAUAAGUAUUCACUGAACAUGUACAAGGCCUUGCUACCUCAGCAGUCCUACAGCCUGGCCCAGCCACUGUAUUCUCCAGUCUGCACCAAUGGGGAGCGCUUCCUCUACCUGCCCCCACCGCACUACGUCAGCCCCCACAUCCCAUCAUCCCUAGCUUCACCCAUGAGGCUGUCCACUCCUUCAGCCUCCCCGGCCAUCCCACCGCUGGUCCACUGCGCAGACAAAAGCCUCUCCUGGAAGAUGGGAGUCAGCCCAGGGAACCCGGUUGAUUCCCACACCUACCCCCACAUCCAGAACAGCAAGCAGCCCAGAGUCCCCUCCACCAAGGCCGUGAGCAGCGGCCUGCCAGGAGACACGGCCCUGCUGCUGCCGCCGUCGCCACGGCCCUCGCCCCGCCUCCAUCUGCCCACACAGCCGGCCGCAGACACCUAUUCUGAAUUCCACAAGCAUUACGGCAGGAUCUCCACCUCGCCAUCAGUCACCCUGUCGAAGCCAUACAUGACAGUCAGCAGUGAGUUUCCCACGGCCAGGCUGUCCAACGGCAAGUAUCCCAAGGCCCCGGAAGGGAGCGAGGGUGCCCAGUCGGUGCCCGGGCACCCCCGGAAGACUACGGUUCAAGACAGAAAGGAUGGCGCUUCACCUCCCCUGCUGGAGAAGCAGCCCGUUACCAAAGAUGUCACUGACAAGCCGCUGGACUUGUCUGCUAAAGUGGUGGACGUAGACGCCUCCAAAGCAGACCACAUGAAAAAGAUGGCACCCACGGUGCUGGUCCACAGCAGGGCUGGAAGUGGCUUAGUGCUGGCCGGAAGUGAGAUUCCAAAAGAAAGUUUGUCUCCUCCAGGAAGCGGCUGUGCUCUGUAUAGAUCAGAGAUCAUCAGCACAGCCCCCUCAUCCUGGGUGGUGCCCGGGCCAAGUCCUAAUGAGGAGGACAGCAGCAAAAGUGUUAGCCUGAAGAAUAAGACCUUGGACUGGGCCUUACCGCAGCAGCGGAGUUCCUCCUGCCCCCGCAUGGGGGGCACCGAGGCCGUGAUUGCUACCGUUUCGGGGUCCAUGUCAAGUGGGGGUCGCCCGGCCUCGGCGUCACCAGCCCCCAAUGCCAAUACUGACAGCACCAAGACUAGUAGGAGCUCCGUGGACACCACGCCGUCCGUCAUUCAGCACGUUGGCCAACCCCCAACCACACCUGCCAAGCAUAGUGGCAGCGCCAGCAGCAAGGGCACCAAAGCUAGUAAUCCGGAACCACCAAGUUCAAUAUUCCUCUCUCCCAACGAGGCUUUCAGGUCCCCACCGAUUCCCUACCCCAGGAGUUACCUCCCUUACCCAGCCCCUGAAGGGAUUGCCAUCAGUCCACUCUCCUUGCACGGCAAAGGACCUGUGUACCCUCACCCAGUUUUGCUGCCCAAUGGCAGCCUUUUUCCUGGGCACCUCGCCCCAAAGCCUGGACUGCCCUACGGACUGCCCACAGGCCGGCCGGAGUUUGUGACCUACCAAGACGCCCUGGGGCUGGGCAUGGUGCAUCCCAUGUUGAUACCGCACACGCCCUUAGAGAUCGCGAAAGAAGAAAAACCCGAGAGGCGAUCACGCUCCCACGAGAGAGCCCGCUACGAAGAGCCCAGCGGCCGCAAUCGCUUUUCAGACAUGUUGGAGGCCAGUGGCACCAAGCUUCACCCCGAGCUUCCUGGUGACAAGACCAUGAAGGCCAACCCCAGCUGGAACCCAGGAAAGACCGUAGUCAAGAGCGACAAGCUCGUCUACGUGGACCUGCUGCGAGAAGAGUCCGAAGCAAAAGCUGAGCCCAAUGCAGCCAAGGCCAGCUUUGCCGCGGACGGGGCAGGUCAGAGCGUGGAGGCCGCCAAGCCCCCGGCGGAGCCCGCUCUGCAGCCACUCCGGGACUUCAUCACCCUGCGAGAGGACUUGGGGCGGAUGGGCGAUUUCCAUGACACUUAUGCCUUCAAGCAGGCGCCGGGCCAACCCGUGUUCAGCCUAAAUAAGGACACCAGCCCGGCCAGCACCAACAAAGAAAACCUCGGGAUGCCAGCGGCCACGCCCUUCCUGGAGCCCACCCUGGGGGGUGAUGGCCCUACUACAGUGGCUUUUGGUAAAAGCCAAGAGGAUCCCAAACCCUUUUGUGUGGGCAGCACCCCUCCAAGUAUGGAUGUCACCCCCAGCUAUACCAAAGAUGGAGCAGAGGAGACAGAGCCGACUGACGGCAAAGUUCUGAAACCGAAGCCAUCCAAGCUGGCCAAGAGGAUCGCCAACUCGGCAGGUUACGUGGGUGACCGGUUCAAGUGCGUCACCACCGAACUGUACGCUGAUUCCAGUCAGCUCAGCCGGGAGCAGCGAGCUCUGCAGAUGGAAGGAUUACAAGAGGACAGUAUUUUAUGUCUACCCGCUGCUUACUGUGAGCGUGCAAUGAUGCGCUUCUCAGAAUUGGAGAUGAAAGAACGAGAAUGUGGCCACCCAGCUACCAAAGACACCGAGGUGUGCAAAUUUGGCCCCGCCGACUGGGACAAGUUGAAAGGAAAUCAGGACAAAAAGCCAAAGUCGGUCACCCUGGAGGAGGCCAGUGCUAACCAGAAUGACAACGAGAGAUGCGACUUCAGUGCAGCAAACAAGCAUGAGCCCUUUGAAGGCUCAGAGGACAAAGACCUUCCUGUGGAGAAGUACUUUGCCGAGAGGCCACCUGGCAGUGAGCCGCCCGCACACCAGGCGGCCGCUGACCUGCCGCACAGCCCCACUGUCCGCUUGGAUAGGAAACGCAAAGCCUCGGGUGACAGCAGCCACCCCGACACCGCAACCGAGGAACUGCCAGAGGACCCCGCGCUCAAGGCCAAGCGCAGACGGCUUUCCAAAGGGCUCCAUCCUAAAAAACAGCGCCACUUGCUGCACCUCAGAGAGCGGUGGGAGCAGCAGGUGUCGGCCGCAGAGAGUAAGUGUGCCCGGCAAGGCAGAAAGGAAGUGGCCCAGGCACUUCCGUCUGAAGUCACCAUCCAGGGAAAUAACCUCAGCGAAGAGAAAGCCAGCAGGAAAAGGACCGAGGCCAAAGGCAACAGAAGUUGGUCCGAAGAGUCCCUUAAGUCCAGCGACAACGAGCAAGGCUUGCCUGUGUUCUCCGGCUCUCCGCCCAGGCCGAGCCUGUCAUCCACCCAUGUGAGCGGGAAGAAGCAGAGUCAGCCAAACUGCACGCCGGCCCCAAGGCUGCCUGCCAAACAGCCGAGAAUUAAAGAAAGCCCGAAGACAGAUGCGCUGUGCGCCGACGAGGAGGACGACUGCUCGGCGGCCUCUCUACUCCAAAAGUACCCCGAGCACAGCGAGAAGCCGGCGGGCAAGAGGCUGUGCAAAACGAAACACCUUAUACCUCAGGAGCCCAGGCGCAGCUUGCCGCUGCCAGGGGAUUACUAUGUGGACAACGCCGACGGCAAGAUGACCGUGCGCAGAGUCCGAAAGCGACCUGAGCCCAGCCCGGACUACGAUGCGUCCCCGCCAGCCAAGCAGGAACCCAAGCCCUUCGACCGCCUGCAACAACUGCUGCCAGCCCCGCAGGCCCCACCGCAGCUGCCCCGCUCAAGUUCUCCUCAGGAGACCACCCAGUCGCGCCCGAUGCCACCGGAAGCACGGAGACUUAUCGUCAAUAAGAAUGCUGGCGAGACCCUCCUACAGCGGGCUGCCCGGCUGGGCUACGAGGAAGUCGUCUUGUACUGCUUGGAAAACAAGAUCUGUGAUGUCAAUCAUCGAGACAACGCAGGCUACUGUGCCCUGCACGAGGCCUGUGCCAGGGGGUGGCUCAACAUCGUGCGGCACCUCCUGGAAUAUGGCGCUGAUGUCAACUGCAGUGCUCAGGACGGAACCAGGCCUUUGCACGACGCCGUGGAGAACGAUCACUUGGAAAUUGUCCGCCUGCUGCUUUCCUAUGGUGCUGACCCUACCCUUGCCACGUACUCAGGUAGAACCAUCAUGAAAAUGACCCACAGCGAACUGAUGGAAAAAUUCUUAACAGAUUACUUAAAUGACCUACAGGGUCGCAGUGACGAUGACUCCAAUGGCUCCUGGGAGUUCUAUGGCAGCUCUGUAUGUGAACCCGAUGAUGAGAGCGGCUAUGACGUGUUAGCAAACCCCCCAGGACCAGAAGACCAGGAUGAGGACGAUGAUGCCUACAGCGAUGUGUUUGAAUUUGAAUUUUCAGACAGCCCCCUCUUACCUUGUUACAAUGUUCAAGUGUCCGUCGCUCAGGGGCCACGAAAUUGGCUACUGCUGUCAGAUGUACUGAAGAAAUUGAAGAUGUCCUCACGCAUCUUCCGCUGCAACUUUCCAAAUGUGGAGAUUGUCACCAUUGCCGAGGCAGAGCUCUACCGGCAGGUCUCCACAAGCCUUUUAUUCUCUUGUCCCAAAGACCUGGAAGCCUUCAACCCGGAGAGCAAAGAACUGCUUGAUCUGGUGGAAUUCACCAGCGACCUGCAGACUCUGUUGGGCUCCACCAUAGAGUGGCUGCACCCCAGUGAAGGCAUCUCGGAAGCCAGCUGGUGAGCUUGGCAGCUCCUUGGCGGAUGGCGGACAGUGUGUUCUGUGGGAAUCCUUGUGCAUAUGUGUCAUAGUACAGCUAUUUCUGUAAAGAAAGGACACUAUUACAUAGGAAAAUAUCUCUUCUUUAUAUAAGAGAAAGUGCUCCAGUCAGAAGAACUUCAAAAUCUGUUGUUUUCUUUUGAAACUUUUUAAGUCAGUUUUUAUAAAGUUGUUAUAUAGUGUUUCUUUUACUUUUGGAUGCACACAUGCUUUGGAAUUGGGAUAGAUUUGUUUUUACUUGGAACAUUUUUUUUUCUUUACUUUUUUUUUUUUUUUUUUCUAAAGGGGAAGCAGACAUGAGGAAAAGGAGCUUCACAUUUUGAUUUAAUUUCAUUAAAAGUUUUGAUGCCAGAGGUUCUAAGUAUGUAAUGUGUGGUCUGAAUUUGUGUGGUUGGUUUUGGGGAGCGAAUUUGGUGAAGGCACUUGGUGGUGUUGUACCUUUAUGUUUUGUUUACAGAGUACCUGCUUGGGCCAGGUAAAUGCUAUUGGAUAUAAUCCAGUAGUGUGUAAUAUAAAUUCAAACCAUAUCCACACACAACAACUAAUUGUAUGAAACUUUUAUAUCCUAAUUUAAAAGCUGUGAAAUUAGUUUUCACGCAUCAAACCGGAUUGUUUAUAUGUUUAAACAUUUUAUGCUCUUAUUUAAAGAAGACUUUGAGCUAUUUUUUUCUGUACCCUGUAAAAUAUUGAAAACUAACAUAAUAUGUUGAGGUUGCUUGAAAAAUGUACAUAAAACUAAAAUUUUCUGAAUUGUGUGUUUAUGUUUGAAAUCUGUGUUUUAACUUUGUAAGUAAAUUCUCUGCCUUUGUAUUUAUAUUUUACAAAAAUUUUCUUAAAAGGCAAUAAACCCGUUGAGGAAAGGAGAAAA